ACUAGUUAGUGGCUAACGACAACAAAGUAAGCGAUGCUUUGCGUUUCUUCCACGCGCACGUACUGUUGGCUACAAUAGCAAACGUGCGUGCGCGCUCCCGCUGUGUAGCGACAAGAUGGCGGUCGCCGCCGGAUCAGGCGUUAAAGUUCCCCGCAAUUUCCGGCUCUUGGAAGAGCUGGAGGAAGGCCAGAAAGGUGUUGGAGAUGGAACAGUGAGCUGGGGUCUGGAGGAUGACGAGGACAUGACUUUAACACGAUGGAGAGGUGUGAUCCUCGGCCCUCCAAGGACAAGCUAUGAAAACAGGAUGUACAAUCUGAAGGUUGAAUGUGGGCCAGGGUACCCAGAGUCACCGCCAUUUGUCAGAUUUGUGACCAAGAUAAACUUGAAUGGCGUGCACAACUCCAACGGUGUGGUUGACAUGCACGCGGUGACUGCGCUGGCUAAGUGGCAGAAUUCCUACAGCAUCCGGAUGGUGCUGCUGGAGCUGCGACGGCUCAUGACCUGCAAGGAGAACAUGAAGCUUCCUCAGCCACCUGAGGGCCAGAUCUACACCAACUGCUAAUUUUGCCUCCAUCAUUUUUCUCGUUUUAUUUUUAGGUUUUUUUUUUACCCUCCCCCCACUUGCUUUCGUCCCUUUUUUUUCUCCAUUUCCUGUCAUGUGACAUUCCACCUCUUGCCAGCACCUUGGCUGAGUGAACACACAGCGCAAGUAAACAAUAAAACAUACAUGCAGACAUUCAUACACAUCUGUGCACACAUGCAUAUCUAUAUAUCUGUACACACCCAUGUAUUGACCAUUUAUGAGUCAUUACAGGCCUCAGCCCCCUUUUUCUUCCAUCACUGGAGCUCUGGGUGGACUUGUGUUGAGGCAGGCGGAGUCCUCAGUCCACAUCAGAUAUGACCAUUCGAAUACUGUACAUCUUACUAAUCUUUUUUUUUUAUUAUUUGUUAAAAAUGCAGACUGUACAAUAACAUAAAUAAUCUUAUUGAGUGUA
Molecule: messenger RNA, 995 nt
Organism: Betta splendens (Siamese fighting fish)
Lineage: Eukaryota; Metazoa; Chordata; Actinopteri; Anabantiformes; Osphronemidae
Product: ubiquitin-conjugating enzyme E2 variant 1-like
Exons: 4
Coding region: 116-562 (148 amino acids)
Biological process (GO): DNA damage tolerance; protein K63-linked ubiquitination
Cellular component (GO): nucleus
Source: RefSeq, a predicted model, not a curated record